Xenopus laevis (African clawed frog) is the source of this 2934-nucleotide messenger RNA. It is a transcript of the gene slc16a5.L, whose product is annotated as monocarboxylate transporter 6. The record is from RefSeq and is a predicted model, not a curated record. The transcript is spliced from 4 exons. NCBI's taxonomy places the organism in Eukaryota, Metazoa, Chordata, Amphibia, Anura, Pipidae. The coding region runs from base 548 to 1915 and encodes 455 amino acids.
AGGUUUUUUAUAACUUUCAUAUGUUUGGAUAUUAUGAUAGUAAUUUAUUUAUACUAAAUGUGACUAUAUGGUAAUUACCCGUAUUAAUUAAGGUGAUUUGUAUUCACCCUGUGUGACUUCACUUCCUGUCUACACCUUUAAAAGUUUGUGAAUAAUCAGUUUGUUUUACACUUGAUAAAGGGCGUGCAGCCUGAAACAUGUUGUGAAAAAUAAAUCACUUAGCAGUUACUCUGCAUUGCGUGCUUUCUCUCAGUUCCAUUGAGCUAUUGGAUCAUUUGUUGCACCUGGAGCGGGGGUGUCCUGCUGAGAUAGAGAGCCUGAAGUACCCCAAUACCCAGUCAUCUUCAUUUUGUUGUCUUUGCCUAUGUAUUGCCCCUUGUGUAUAAAACACUAGCAGGUGUUGCCUAUUGCUGCAUACACAAAAUCGCAUGGUCUGGCAAGAUGUAUUGUGGGCAAAAAAACAGUACUUUUUUAAAUUAACUAAAUUAAUAAAUUAACCCUAAUUAGAUAUUUUCAUUGCAGGUAGACGUUUGCUGGAGAAAUAAGGAUGGAAACUCCAGAUGGACCAUGGGCUUGGGUGGUGCUGGCAGCUGUUAUGUUGACACAGGGGUUGAGUUUGGGCUUCCCCACCUGUAUUGGAAUAUUUUACACAGACAUUCAGUCCUCCUUCCAAGCGUCCAACACUGAGACCUCAUGGUUCCCUUCAAUUAUCAUGGCUGUCCUGCAUGCCGGAGGACCACUUUGUACCAUCAUGGUGGAGAGGUUUGGCUGCAGAGUAACAGUGAUGGUUGGAGGACUCCUGUGUGGGGUGGGGAUGGUUACCAGCGCCUUCUCUCGGACCAUAAUUCAUCUAUACUUGAGUGCCGGGCUUGUUGGAGGUUUGGGUCUUUGCUUCUGCUUCCAGGCUGGGAUCACUGUGCUGGGAUACUACUUUAUUCGGCGUAGGACUUUGGCAAAUUCAUUGGCCUCUGCUGGGGCAUCUAUUGGAAUGGCAUUGUGGCCCCUGGCAUCUCAGCAUCUUCUGGAAUCAAUGGGCUGGAGAGGUUCCUUUAUGCUCUUUGGGGGUGUUCUGCUCAAUUGCUGUGUUUGUGGGGCUAUUAUGAGACCUGUCAGAACUCCAGAACCUACUCAUGAAAAGGAGGCUCUAGCCCCAGAAGCACCAAAUGGAAUUGAACACAAAGUAGAGAAAACAGAAAAUGGCAAAGGCUUCCAAAGAUACAUGGCUUUUGACCUCCUGUUUCGACAUCGUCGCUACCAGAUCUAUGCCAUAGGUGUUACCUGGAUGGUUCUAGGAUUUGUCUUACCACUUUUUUACUUGGUCCCAUAUGCAACCAACAAUGACAUUGAUGAGGCAAAAGCAGCACUGCUGCUAUCUCUCAUUGGCUUUUUGAAUAUAUUUAUGCGUCCCAUGGCUGGUUUGGUGUCUCAACAAAAGGUGUUUCAUGGGCGGCUUAUUUACCUUUUUAGUGUAGCAGUAAUUUUAAAUGGACUCAGUAACUUAGUUUGUGCAAUAUGGGUGUCUUUCCCAGUGUUGUUGACUUACUGUGUCUUGUACAGCAUAACCAUGAGUUUCAUUGGAUCACUUAUCUUCCAAGUGCUGAUGGAUACUGUUGGGAUGAAGAGGUUCCCUGGAGCUUUUGGCCUCUUCACCAUCCUUGAAAGCAUAACUAUCAUGGCAGGACCACCUCUAGCAGGGUUGCUGGUAGAUAUAACAGGUCAGUACGGACUAGUUUUUUAUGCCAGCAGUGCUGCAGUCACCUCAUCUGGAGUCUUUAUGGGUUUGGCCUCCUUUGCAGUGGACAGGAGGGAAGCAAAAGCCAGAAGGUGCAGUCAAAGUCCUACAGAAGUAACAGAUAAUAAAGACAAUGGUGACACAGUAUAUUCUCCCUGUAAACAGGAAGAUGUUAUAUUGUGAGUGAACCGAUUGUAGGAAGAAUUUUAAUCGAUUGCAUCAGGGAUGAUAAUGCAUAGCCUGCAAUCUGUAAUUUUCCUCAUGUGAAGGCUGGAUUCGGAUCCACAGUACUGAGACAACAUUGUGAUGAGCAAGGUGGACUUGGGCGAGCUGUAGCCUGCGCGAAAAAGGGGAUUUUAUACAACCCUGAUAUAGUUGUUUUGUUUUUUUUCUAAUAAGCAUGGAGCAAAAUAAUGCCUCUUCUGGCAGGAGGAAAAUCUCACAGUAUUUCUAAAGAAUGUCUGAGCUUAGACAGUCAUGCAUUUUCCUUGUAAUGUAAGCGUGUGGAUGGAUGAGGUCCUCAUUUAUCUUCAGUGUGCAAAAUGGUGAGCAAAGUCCUUCUGUACGGAUGUGCUGCUGUCGGUUAAGUGGAAAUAUAUUGUGUUGACAAUGCUUUCUAUAUGAAUAUUGGGUGCUCAGCUGAAUGUUCUUUUAUCACUUGACAGCAGACAGUCAGUCAAUAUUAUGCAAUGAAGGUAACUACAAUUGCAGCUUUUUGCACAACCCAUUUAAACCGGCCAAUGUCCAAAGAUUCCCAGGUUAAGCAGCAGUUGUCUGAAAUACUUCCUAUAUAAGGUCAAAAGCCAAAUAGCGGAGGUUUGUUUGCGGCGACUGCAAAUGUACAUUUUUUAAGUGGCCUUGAAAAUGCAACCAUAACAAUCAAUCGGUCAAGAUUCUAACUGCGGACUGGGUAUGGACUGAGUCAUAAGAGUAUAGCAUUUAACCUCCAAAUCCAGUGCAUGUAAAAACACUCUAUUGCAAUAUGAAUAUGAAAUAAGCUUUAUUACUAUCUCAGGGGCAACCAAAGUCUUACGAUUGUCUUAAAGUUGCAUUAACUCUUCAUCUGAAAGACUAAGAAGGAUAAUUAUAGAAACAAGUGUAGGCUGCUUCACUAGGUGAAUGCAAACCAGGGAACUAUCUCGAAAAUGAAAAUAUAAUAUAUAAAUAAUAUAAUAUAAUAUACGCUUCCCCAUACUGAAGUA